CUCCUCCUCCUCCUCCUCCCUCCCUCCUUCCCCUUCUCCCGUCUCAUGCUCGUCUCGAUGGCGAACGCCAGCGAGCUCGAAGAGACCAACAGCUCUCUUCAGAAUUACGCCAUCACCGCGUCGGCCGUCAAGCUGGCUUCCCUGGGUUUGAUCAUCUGCAUCAGCCUGACCGGCAACCUGCUGCUCUCCUUCCUGCUCUUCAAAGAGCCGAGCCUGCACCGGGCUCCUUAUUACUUUCUGCUCGAUCUGUGCCUGGCCGACAUCGUGCGCUCGCUGCUCUGUUUCCCGUUCGUCAUGAUCUCCAUCAGCAGCGGCUCGGCGUGGACCUACAGUCUGCUCAGCUGCAAGAUCAUCGCCUUCGCCGCCGUCCUCUUCUGCUUCCACGCCGCCUUCAUGAUGUUCUGCAUUAGCAUCACCCGCUACAUGGCCAUCGCCCACCACCGCUUCUACUCCAAGCGAAUGACGGUGUGGACUUGCGUGGCGGUCAUCUGCAUGGUGUGGACUCUCUCCGUGGCCAUGGCCUUCCCGCCAGUUUUCGAUGUAGGCACUUACAAGUUCAUUCGCGGGGAAGAGCAGUGCAUCUUCGAGCACCGCUACGUGAAGGCCAACGACACCCUGGGCUUCAUGCUGAUGCUGGCGGUCAUCAUCGCCGCCACACAUAUGGUCUACGUCAAGCUCAUCUUCUUCGUCUACGACCAUCGCAAGAUGAAGCCGGCGCAGUUGAUCCCGGCCAUCAGCCAAAACUGGACGUUUCACGGGCCGGGAGCGACGGGCCAAGCGGCCGCCAACUGGAUCGCGGGCUUCGGCAGAGGUCCCACGCCGCCCACCCUAGUGGGGAUCAGACAGACCACGCAUAACCAGAACAAGAGACUGCUCGUCUUGGAUGAGUUCAAAAUGGAAAAGAGAAUAGGCAGGAUGUUCUACAUCAUAACCGUGCUCUUCCUGCUGUUGUGGUCGCCAUAUAUAGUCGCAUGUUACCUGAGGGUCUUUGUCAAAGCCAGUACCAUCCCUCAGGUGUACCUGACCGCCGCAGUCUGGAUGACAUUUGCCCAGGCGGGAGUCAACCCGAUCUUGUGCUUUAUCUUCAACAAAGAGCUGAGGAUUUGCUUCAGAACCCACUUCCCUUGUUUUCAAAGCACACAGACGCCUAGGGAAGCUUACUGCGUUAUUUAAAAGGACAUCUCGAAGAGUAAAAAGCCACCGCCUUUGUUUUUCUUAACUUAAACAAAAAAACAAAUCCGCUGAGGGGGAACUCAUAAUAAUAAUAAUGUAUGUGCAGGCGUUUGGCGGAUUAAUCUUUGUCACAGAACAGUCAACUGCACUGGUUUCUGUUUACAUUGAAGAAGUACGAGACGCUGAGUCAAGUGUUUUGAAGACAAGCCAAUUUCUCUGGAAUACGAAUUCAUGGAGGCCACUUUAUAUUAGCAUCUCUCGCGUUGUCUUCACGGUGGCUCCAGUUUGAUACAAAUUUUACUGAUUGCUUAAAAAAAAAGUAUUGAUCAGGGAAUUCAAACACCAAUAAGCACUUUUCCCAAUCUCAGAGUGUUUUACAAUAAAUGAAUUUAAUAUUUGUGCGCUAGUUGUGCUGCCCUUUACACAGGGCAGAGAAUUAUUAAUAAUAUCCAGAAGAAAACAAGGCAACUGGAGUGUAAAAAUUGUACAAAUCAUUAUUUCAGUGACACUUUUCACCCUUCCCACUCCAAUUUAAGAACUUUGUAUGAUUGUAUUUUCUUUUUGAUAUUUUCUUAGCUUGUUUCUCUGCAUUGUAAUAUACUGAAGAAAAUGUUUUGACCGUUAAACAUUACUUUUUGCAAUUUCAUAUCUUAAUGUGCAUUUUACAAACUGUCUUUGAAAAACAAAUGUCAAUUUUACAUUUCUUUCUCUAGCAGAAUAUAAAUGUCUAGUAGUGUUAGCUGUAGUUAUUGUCAUACAAAGUUAACAAAUUAGUAAGUUAUGCUGUACUCAUCAUUUGAUUGAUUCAAGAUGGUAGCUCUU
Messenger RNA from Leucoraja erinaceus (little skate), 1995 nucleotides. RefSeq names its product G protein-coupled receptor 27 (gene gpr27). Gene Ontology annotation, biological process: G protein-coupled receptor signaling pathway. The transcript has a single exon. Gene Ontology annotation, molecular function: G protein-coupled receptor activity. The record is from RefSeq and is a predicted model, not a curated record. Gene Ontology annotation, cellular component: plasma membrane. Lineage: Eukaryota; Metazoa; Chordata; Chondrichthyes; Rajiformes; Rajidae. Bases 46 to 1173 code for a protein of 375 amino acids.